Molecule: messenger RNA, 1173 nt
Organism: Lactuca saligna
Lineage: Eukaryota; Viridiplantae; Streptophyta; Magnoliopsida; Asterales; Asteraceae
Source: the annotation of a GenBank genome assembly
AGCAAAUUUAUUGAUUUCCAGAAUACGGAGACAGACGACCUUUUCACAACGUACAAUACUUGAGGAAAUAAGUAUAGUAGGGGUAUCGAAUCAAAAUGUAUUUUGGUAACAACACCUCUGAUGUGAGUUUCUGUGUGUCUACUCUGUUUGACUCUGUGCAGGUUCCUCUGCAAAUCGUAAUCGUAUCCCAAUCACCCAAAAAGAUCUCCAAAUAUCUGUCCCCCGAUUUCAUCACCACCCCUCCCUCUAGUCUUCUACACUCUCUCCUUUUAUCAUUUCUCUUCGAUUCACACACACACACACACUCUUUUCUUUUCACCAAAACACACACAUUGACUUUUCUUCCCUCUUUUGGCAUUUAUAUUCUAUCUCUCUGUCUACAUAUCUCCUUUUAUUGUCUUCCUGGGUUUUGAUUGUUUUACACUGAAACAUAAAAAAAAACACACAGUGAGUGUGUGAUUUCUCCAUGGAUUCUUCAUCAACAACAGUCGGAAUGAAAGAAGAAGAAGAAAGGCCACAUGUUUUGGUUGUGGAUGAUAGCUUGAUUGAUCGUAAAAUCAUGGAAAAGCUUUUUACCAACUCUGCAUGUAAAGUGACUACAGCAGAAAGUGGGCAGAAGGCGUUGGAGCUUUUAGGCCAAGGAGAAGACGAACACACUCAUAUGAACAAAGGACCUAAGAUAAAUUUAGUAGUUACGGAUUACUGUAUGCCAGGAAUGACAGGAUACGAUCUCCUUAGAAAGGUUAAGGAAUCAUCUGAUAUAAAAGAGAUCCCGGUGAUUGUAGUCUCAUCAGAGAAUGUCCCCACUCGAAUCGAGAAGUGUUUGGAAGAAGGUGCUCAAGAGUUCAUCCUUAAACCCCUCAAACAGUCUGAUGUUAAGAAGUUAAGAUGUCACAUGCAGUUCAGGCGAUCAAUAAAGGGAAGGCUUUGCAUUGGGGCCUAAAAUGAGUAACUAAACUUGUGUUUCUUCUCUUGGAGAAAAAUAUUUGUAGUUAAUGUGUAUCUAUGGGCACUAAUGGUUGAAAGUUUCUAUCUAUGCUAACAUUGUGUUGGAUAUACUUGGUUUAAAUUUGUCCUGCUCCUGUCAUUUCAAAAGCUACUAGCAAUGUGUAAUAGCAACAUAUUGGACUAGCUUAGCUAAAGUUAUGUUGUAUUUUAUGAAUUUUAUUAGCC